AUGGCUCAACAAAAGAAAAAUUUCGGACUUUACCUUGGAGUAGCUACAGUAAGCGGGAUUGGCUAUUACUUGUACCAAAGUGGGGGUGACUCAAAGGCUGCAAAGAAACAACUAAAGGAUGACCUCUCUCAUGCCUCAGACAGGACUAAGUCUAAGCUACCAGACCAAAAUAGUGACCCCCGCAAGCUUGGAGAGAAGUGGGCAACAAAGGCAGGCGAGGAAGUUGACCAUGUCAUUGACAAGGGACGUGCUGAACUUGCAAGGGCUGAGGACAAGAUUAGCGGGUAUGAAAAGGAAGCGGGGAAAAAGAUCGACGAGACCGACCAUAGGAUUGAAGAAAAUGCAGCAGCAGCUAAAAGUGGGCUCGCCGGCUGGCUUGGGGGAAAAUGA
Blumeria graminis f. sp. triticale is the source of this 390-nucleotide messenger RNA. The record is from the annotation of a GenBank genome assembly. NCBI's taxonomy places the organism in Eukaryota, Fungi, Ascomycota, Leotiomycetes, Helotiales, Erysiphaceae.